This is a messenger RNA of Sus scrofa (pig), 11464 nucleotides long. NCBI's taxonomy places the organism in Eukaryota, Metazoa, Chordata, Mammalia, Artiodactyla, Suidae. The record is from RefSeq and is a predicted model, not a curated record.
CCGGGCUCCCGCCGCGCCCGCCGUCCCUGGAGUUGGAAGAUGGCGAAGCUGGGCGCGCGGCCCCGCGGCCCCCGGAGCCCCGCGCCGCCGCCGCCGCUGCUGCUGCUGGCCGGGCUGGCGCUGCUGGGCGCGGCGCGGGCGCGGGCGGCGCAGGGCGGCGGCUUCAGCCUGCACCCGCCCUACUUCAACCUGGCCGAGGGCGCCCGCAUCGCCGCCUCGGCCACCUGUGGCGAGGAGGCCCCGGCGCGCGGCGCCCCGCGCCCCACCGAGGACCUCUACUGCAAGUUGGUGGGGGGCCCCGUGGCCGGCGGGGACCCCAACCAGACCAUCCAGGGCCAGUACUGUGACAUCUGCACGGCAGCAAACAGCAACAGGGCACACCCCGCGAGCAACGCCAUUGACGGCACGGAGCGCUGGUGGCAGAGCCCACCGCUGUCCCGUGGCCUGGAGUACAACGAGGUCAACGUCACGCUGGACUUGGGCCAGGUUUUCCACGUGGCCUAUGUGCUCAUCAAGUUUGCCAACUCCCCUCGACCGGACCUCUGGGUGCUGGAGCGCUCCACGGACUUCGGCCUCACCUACCAGCCAUGGCAGUACUUCGCCUCCUCCAAGAGGGACUGCCUGGAGCGGUUCGGACCGCGGACGCUGGAGCGCAUCUCCCGGGACGACGAUGUCAUCUGCAGCACCGAGUACUCGCGGAUUGUGCCCCUGGAGAACGGCGAGAUCGUGGUGUCCCUAGUGAAUGGGCGCCCAGGGGCCAUGAACUUCUCCUACUCGCCGCUGCUGCGUGACUUCACCAAAGCUACCAACAUCCGCCUGCGCUUCCUGCGCACCAACACGCUCCUGGGCCAUCUCAUGGGCAAGGCGCUGCGGGACCCCACGGUCACUCGCCGGUACUAUUACAGCAUCAAGGACAUCAGCGUCGGCGGCCGCUGCGUCUGCCAUGGGCACGCGGAUGUCUGUGACGCCAAGGACCCCGCAGACCCCUUCAGGCUGCAGUGCGCCUGCCAGCACAACACAUGCGGGGGCUCCUGUGACCACUGCUGUCCCGGCUUCAACCAGCAGCCAUGGAGGCCAGCAACCAUGGACAGUGCCAACGAGUGCCAGUCCUGCAACUGCCACGGCCAUGCCCGCGACUGCUACUACGACCCCGAGGUGGACCGGCGCAAUGCCAGCCAGAACCAGGACCACGUCUACCAGGGUGGGGGCGUGUGCAUCGACUGCCAGCAUCACACCACUGGCAUCAACUGUGAGCAGUGUCUGCCCGGCUUCUACCGCUCCCCGGACCACCCCCUGGACUCGCCCCACGCCUGCCGCCGUUGCAACUGCGAGUCAGACUUCACAGAUGGGACGUGCGAGGACCUGACAGGCCGCUGCUACUGCCGCCCCAACUUCACCGGGGCACGAUGCGACGCAUGCGCCGAUGGCUUCACGGGCUUCCCGCACUGCCACCCCGUGUCCUCCUUUUCCAACGACACUGGGGAGCAGGUGCUGCCAGCCGGACAGAUUGUGAACUGUGACUGCAGCGCAGCCGGGACCCAGGGCAACGCCUGCCGGAAGGACCCGCGGGCGGGACGCUGCGUGUGCAAACCCAAUUUCCAGGGCGCCCACUGUGAGCUCUGCGCCCCCGGCUUCUACGGCCCCGGCUGCCAACCGUGCCAGUGUUCCAGCCCCGGAGUGGUGGACGGAACCUGCGACCGAGACUCGGGCCAGUGCACGUGCCGAGCAGGCUUCGAGGGGACCGCGUGUGACCGCUGUGCUCCUGGCUACUUCCACUUCCCCCUCUGCCAGCUGUGUGGCUGCAGCCCCGCAGGAACUCUGCCUGAGGGCUGUGACGAGGCUGGCCGCUGCCCCUGCCGGCCUGAGUUUGACGGGCCCCGAUGUGACCGCUGCCGCCAGGGCCAUCACGGCUACCCUGACUGCCAUGCCUGCGCCUGUGACCCCCGGGGCGCCCUGGACCAGCUCUGUGGCGCCGGUGGGUUGUGCCGCUGCCGCCCCGGCUAUGCAGGUGCCACCUGCCAGGAGUGCAGCCCCGGUUUCCACGGCUUCCCCGACUGUGCCCCCUGCCACUGCUCCGCCGAAGGCUCCCUGCACUCAGCCUGCGACCCCCGGAGCGGUCAGUGCAGCUGCCGCCCCCGAGUGACGGGGCUGCGGUGUGACUCGUGUGAGCCCGGCGCCUACAACUUCCCCCACUGCGAAGCUGGCUCCUGCCACCCCGCCGGCCUGAUCCCGGCCGAUCGCGUCCUUCCUGAGGCCCCCUGUUUGUGCCGGGCUCACGUGGAAGGGCCGAGCUGCGAUCGCUGCAAAGCCGGCUUCUGGGGGCUGAGUCCCAGCAACCCCGAGGGCUGCACCCGCUGCAGCUGUGACCCCAGGGGCACCCUGGGCGGAGCUGCUGAGUGCCAGCCGGGCAACGGCCAGUGCUUCUGCAAGCCCCAUGUGUGCGGCCAGACCUGCUCUGCCUGCAAGGAGGGCUUCUUCGGGCUGGACCAGGCUGACUACUUUGGCUGUCGUGGCUGCCGGUGCGACGUGGGCGGUGCCCUGGGCCAGGGCUGUGAGCUGAGGACUGGCGCCUGCCUGUGCCGCCCCAACACCCAGGGCCCCACCUGCAGCGAGCCGGCUCGGGGCCACUACCUCCCCGACCUGCACCACCUGCGCCUGGAGCUGGAGGAGGCGGCGACGCCCGAGGGCCACGCCGUGCGCUUCGGCUUUAACCCCCUGGAGUUCGAGGGCUUCAGCUGGAGGGGCUAUGCGCAGAUGACACCCAUCCAGCCCAGGAUCGUGGCACGGCUGAAUGUGACCUCCCCUGACCUCUUCCGACUUGUCUUCCGAUACGUGAACCGCGGGCCCACGGGCGUGAGCGGGCGGGUCUCCGUGCGAGACCAGGGCAAGUUUGCCACCUGCACCAACUGCACAGAGCAGAGCCAGCCCGUGGCCUUCCCACCCAGCACGGAGCCCGCCUUCGUCACCGUGCCCCAGAGGGGCUUCGGGGAGCCUUUUGUGCUGAACCCUGGCACCUGGGCCCUGCUGGUGGAAGCCGAAGGGGUGCUCCUGGACUACGUGGUCCUGCUGCCCAGCGCCUACUACGAGGCGGCCCUCCUGCAGCUGCGGGUGACCGAGCCCUGCACGUUCCGGCCCACUGCCCAGCGCUCCGGGGAGAACUGCCUCCUCUACACCCACCUGCCCUUGGACGGCUUCCCUUCGGCCGCUGGGCCCGAGGCCCUGUGUCGCCAUGACAACAGCCUCCCCCGGCCCUGCCCCACGGAGCAGCUCGGGCCCUCGCAUCCGCCGCUGGUUGCUUGCCAGGGCACAGACGUGGAUGUCCAGCUUCAGGUGGCAGUGCCGCAGCCAGGCCGCUACGCCCUGGUGGUGGAGUACGUCAACGAGGACGGCCGCCAGGAGGUGGACGUGGCUGUGCACAGCCCCCAGCAGGCCCUCCAGCGGGGGUCCCUCACCCUCCACCCCUGCCCGUACAGCACCCUGUGCCGGGGCGCUGCCAUGGACGACCAGCGCCACCUGGCGGUCUUCCUCCUGGACACAGAGGCCAGCGUCCGGCUCAUGGCUGAGCAGGCCCGCUUCUUCCUGCACAGCGUCACCCUGGUGCCCGUGGAGACGUUCAGCGCGGAGUUCCUGGAGCCCCGCGUCCACUGCAUCAGCACCCACGGCACCUUCGGCCCCAGCAGCACCGCCUGCCUGCCCUCCCGCUUCCCGAAGCCGCCCCAGCCCAUCGUGCUCAGGGACUGCCAGGUGCUGCCGCUGCCGCCGGGCGUCCCGCUGACCCAGGCGCAGGAGGUCACCCCCGCCGCGCCCCCCUCCGGGCCCCAGCCUCGGCCCCCCACCGCCGUGGACCCUGAGGCCGAGCCCACCCUGCUGCGCCAGCCCCAGGGCGCCGUGGUCUUCGCCACCCACGUGCCCGCGCUGGGCCGCUACGCCUUCCUGUUGCACGGCUACCAGCCGGCGCACCCCGCCUUCGCCGUGGACGUGCUCAUCAGCGGGGGCCGCGUCUGGCAGGGCCACGCCAACGCCAGCUUCUGCCCACACGGCUACGGCUGCCGCACCCUGGUGGUGUGUGAGGGCCAGACUGUCCUGGACGUGACCGACGGCGAGCUCACCGUGACCGUGCGUGUGCCCGAGGGCCGCUGGCUCUGGCUGGACUACGUGCUGGUGGUUCCCGAGGAUGCCUUCAGCGCCAGCUUCCUCCAGGAGGAGCCUCUGGACAAAUCCUACGACUUCAUCAGCCAGUGCGCCAGCCAUGGUUACCACAUCAGCCCCACCAGCUCGUCCUCGUUCUGCCGCAAUGCCGCCACCUCCCUGUCUCUCUUCUACAACAAUGGGGCUCGGCCAUGUGGCUGCCAUGAAGUGGGCUCCACGGGCCCCACGUGUCAGCCCUUUGGGGGUCAGUGUCCCUGCCGUGCCCAUGUCAUCGGCCGUGACUGCUCCCGCUGCGCCACUGGCUACUGGGGCUUCCCCAGCUGCAGGCCCUGUGAGUGCAGCGGCCGUCUCUGUGACGAGCUCACGGGCCAGUGCGUCUGCCCCCCACGCACCAUCCCGCCCGACUGCAUCGUCUGCCAGCCCCAGACCUUCGGCUGCCACCCCUUAGUCGGCUGUGAGGAGUGUAACUGCUCGGGACCCGGUGUCCAGGAGCUCACGGACCCCACCUGUGACGUGGACAGUGGCCAGUGCAGGUGCAGACCCAAUGUGGCCGGACGCCGCUGCGACACCUGUGCCCCCGGGUUCCAUGGCUACCCCAGCUGCCGCUCCUGUGACUGCCACGAGGCUGGCUCUGCGCCUGGGACAUGUGACCCCCUCACGGGCCAGUGCUACUGCAAGGAGAACGUGCAAGGCCCGAGGUGUGACCAGUGCCGCCUUGGGACCUUCUCCCUGGACGCCGCCAACCCCAAAGGCUGCACCCGCUGCUUCUGCUUCGGGGCCACGGAUCGCUGCCAGAGCUCCACCUAUACCCGCCGGGAGUUUGUGGACAUGGAGGGCUGGACGCUGCUGAGCAGUGACCGCCAGGUGGUGCCCCACGAGCUGCAGGCGGAGGCGGCGCUGCUUCGCGCGGACCUGCGGCCCGUGCCCGAGGCCUUCCCCGAGCUGUACUGGCAGGCCCCGCCCUCCUACCUGGGGGACAGGGUGUCGUCCUACGGCGGGACCCUCCGCUACGAACUGCACUCAGAGACGCAGCGGGGGGACGUGUUCAUCCCCGUGGAGAGCAGGCCGGACGUGGUGCUGAAGGGCAACCAGAUGAGCAUCACGUUCCUGGAGCCCGUGUACCCAGCACCCGGGCACGUUCACCGAGGGGCGCUGCAGCUGGUGGAGGGGAACUUCAGGCACGUGGAGACGCACAACCCCGUGUCCCGCGAGGAGCUCAUGAUGGUCUUGGCGGGCCUGGAGCAGCUGCACGUCCGCGCCCUCUUCUCGCAGACCUCCUCGGCCGUCUCCCUGCGCAGGGUGGCGCUGGAGGUGGCCAGCGAGGUGGGCGGGGGGCCUCCGGCCAGCAACGUGGAGCUGUGCAUGUGUCCUGCCAGUUACCGUGGGGACUCGUGCCAGGAAUGUGCCCCUGGCCAUUACCGUGACAUCAAAGGUCUCUUCCUGGGUCGCUGCGUCCCCUGUCAGUGCCACGGCCACUCCGACCGCUGCCUCCCUGGCUCGGGCGUCUGCGUGGGCUGCCAGCACAACACUGAGGGUGACCACUGCGAGCGCUGCCAGGCCGGCUCCGUGCGCAGUGGCACCGAGGACCCCGCAGCCCCCUGCGUCAGCUGCCCCUGCCCCCUGGCCGUGCCUUCCAACAAUUUCGCCGUGGGCUGCGUCCUGCGAGGUGGCCGCACUCAGUGUCUCUGCAAGCCUGGCUAUGCGGGGACCUCCUGCGAGCGGUGUGCGCCCGGCUUCUUUGGGAACCCCCUGGUGCUGGGCAGCUCGUGCCAACCCUGUGACUGCAGCGGCAACGGCGACCCCAACAUGCUCUUCAGCGACUGCGACCCCCUGACGGGCGCCUGCCGGGGCUGCCUGCGCCACACCACCGGGCCCCGCUGCGAGAGCUGCGCCCCCGGCUUCUACGGCAACGCCCUGCUGCCUGGCAACUGCACCCGGUGUGACUGCUCCCCGUGCGGGACGGAGGCCUGUGACCCCCACAGUGGGCAUUGCCUAUGCAAGGCGGGUGUGACCGGACCGCGCUGUGACCGCUGUCAGGAAGGACACUUUGGCUUCGAGGGCUGUGAGGGCUGCCGCCCUUGUGCCUGUGGACCAGCCUCCGAGGACUCCGAGUGCCACCCCCAGAGUGGGCAGUGCCCCUGCCGGCCAGGCACUGGGGGGCUCCAGUGCCGCGAGUGUGCCCCCGGCCAUUGGGGGCUCCCCGAGCAGGGCUGCAGGCGCUGCCAGUGCCGGGGGGGCCACUGUGACCUGCACACGGGCCGCUGCACCUGCCCCCCUGGGCUCAGUGGGGAGCGCUGUGACACCUGCAGCCAUCAGCACCAGGUGCCUGUGCCCGGAGGGCCUGGGGGCCACGGCGGCGUGCACUGCGAAGUGUGUGACCACUGUGUGGUCCUUCUCCUGGACGACCUGGAGCGGGCCGGAGCCCUCCUGCCCGCCAUCCGGGAGCAGCUGCGUGGGGUCAACGCCAGCUCCGCCGCCUGGGCCCGGCUGCACAGCCUGGACGCCUCCAUCGCCCACCUGCAGAGACAGCUCCAGAGCCCCCCGGGCCCCCGCCACGAGACGGCGCAGCAGGUGGAUGCACUGGAACAGCAAACCCAGAGCCUCGGGCAGGACACACAGCGGCUGGAUGGCCAGGCCACAAGGGCCCGAACCCAGGCCAGCCAGCUGCUGGACAGCACCGAGGCCGCUCUGGACAGGGCGCGGACGCUGCUGGCAGCCAUCCAGGCGGUGGACCGCACCUUGAGUGAGCUGGAGUCCCAGACGGGCCGCCUGUCCCCGACCAAUGCCUCAGUCCCAUCAGGCGAGCAGCUGCGCCGGACGCUGGCCGAGGUGGAACGGCUGCUCCAGGAGAUGCGGGCCCGUGACCUGGGGCUCCCACGGGCAGCCGCCGAGGCCGAACUGGGGGAGGCCCAGAGACUGCUGGCCCGUGUGCAGGAGCAGCUGACCAGCCGCUGGGAGAGGAACCAGGCGCUGGUAGCUCGUACCCGAGACGAGCUGGCACGGCACGAGGAUGGCCUCAUGGACCUGCGGGAGGCUCUGAACCGGGCGGUGGGCACCACGCGGGAGGCCGAGGAACUCAACAGCCGCAACCAGGAGCGCCUGGAGGAGGCCCUGCAACGGAAGCAGGAGCUCUCCAGAGACAACGCCACUCUAGGGGCUACUCUGCAGGCCGCCAGAGACACCCUGGCCCUGCUCUCGGAGCUUCUGCUGGGCAUGGACCGGGCCAAGGAGGAGUACGAGCACCUCGCCGCCAGCCUGGAUGGGGCCCGGACGCCGCUGCUGGAGAAGAUGCGGGCCUUCUCCCCGGCGAGCAGCGAGGUGGACCUGGUGGAGGCCGCCGAGGCCCACGCGUGGCAGCUGGACCAGCUGGCGCUCAACCUGUCCAGCAUCAUCCGCGGCGUCAACCAGGAUCGCUUCAUCCAGCGGGCCAUCGAGGCCGCCAACGCCUACAGCAGCAUCCUGCAAGCCGUGCAGGCUGCCGAGGGCGCCGCCAGGCAGGCGCGGCAGCAGGCGAGCCACACGUGGGCGAUGGUGGUGCAGCGGGGCCUGGCGCCCCAAGCCCGGCAGCUCUUGGCCAACAGCAGUGCCCUGGAAGAGGCCGUCCUUGGGGAGCAGCGGAGGCUGGGCCUCGCGCAGGCCACCCUCCAGGGCGCUGGAGCCCCACUGCGUGACGCGCGGGCCAGGAAGGAACAGCUGGCGGCCCGAGUCCAGGAGGUGCAGGCCAUGCUGGCUCUGGACACAGACGAGACAAGCAAGAAGAUCGCGCACGCCAAAGCCGUGGUCGCCGAAGCCCAGGAUACGGCCGCCCGAGUGCAGUCCCGGCUCCAAGACAUGCAGAAGAACGUGGAGCAGUGGCAGGGCCAGUACGCGGGCCUGCAGGGCCAGGACCUGGGCCAGGCGGUGCUGGACGCAGGCCGCUCAGUGUCCACCCUGGAGAAGACGCUGCCGCAGCUGCUGGCCAAGCUGAGCCUCCUGCAGGACCGUGGGGCGCACAAUGCCAGCCUGGCCCUGUCUGCCAGCAUCGGCCGCGUGCGGGAGCUCAUUGCUCAAGCCCGAGGCGCCGCCAGUAAGGUCAAGGUGGCCAUGAAGUUCAACGGGCGCUCGGGGGUGCAGCUGCGCGCCCCGCAGGACCUCGCCGACCUCGCCGCCUACACCUCCCUCAAGUUCUACCUGCAGCACCCGGAGCCGGCGCCCGGCCAGGUCGCAGGGGACCAGUUUGUGCUCUACAUGGGCAGCCGUCAGGCUGCCGGCGACUACAUGGGCGUGGCUCUGCGUGACCAGAAAGUGCACUGGGUGUACCGCCUCGGGGGCGCGGGCCCCGCCACUCUCAGCAUCGACGAGGACAUCGGGGAGCAGUUUGCCGCUGUCAGAAUCGACCGGAUCCUCCAGUUUGGCCACAUGUCUGUCACGGUGGAGAAUCAGAUGGUCCAGGAGACCAAGGGGGACACGGUGGCCCCUGGGGCCGAAGGGCUGCUCAGCCUGCAGCCUGACGACUUCGUCUUCUACGUGGGGGGCUACCCGCGCGGCUUCACGCCCCCCGAGCCCCUGCGCUUCCCCGGCUACCGCGGCUGCGUCGAGCUGGACACACUCAACGAGGAGGUGGUCAGUGUGUACAACUUCGAGAAGACCUUCCAGCUGGACACGGCCGUGGACAAGCCUUGCGCGCGCUCCAAGUCCACCGGGGACCCGUGGCUCACUGAUGGCUCCUACCUGGACGGCUCCGGCUUCGCCCGCAUCAGCGUGGAGGCUCAGAUGCUGCACACCAAGCGCUUCGACCAGGAGCUGCGGCUGGUGUCCUACAGCGGAAUCAUCUUCUUCCUGCGGCACCAGGACCAGUACCUGUGCCUGGCCGUGCGGGAAGGUGUCCUCGUGCUUCUCUACGACUUUGGCGCCGGCCUGAGGGAGGCUGAACCGCUGCAGCCCUCCCAGCCUCUGACCGCCAGCAGCAAGGCGAUCCAGGUGUUCCUGCUGGGGGGCAACCGGAAGCGCGUGCUGGUGCGCGUGGAAAGGGCCACGGUGUUCAGCGUGGAGCAGGAGAACGCGCUCGAGCUGGCCGAUGCCUACUACCUGGGCGGUGUCCCCCCCGACCAGCUACCUCCGAGCCUGCGGCAGCUCUUCCCCUCCGGAGGCUCGAUCCGCGGCUGCAUCAAGGGCAUCAAAGCUCUGGGCAAGUACGUGGACCUCAAGAGGCUGAACACGACCGGCGUCAGCGCCGGCUGCACAGCGGACCUGCUGGUGGGACGGGCCAUGACCUUCCACGGCCAUGGCUUCCUGCCGCUGGUGCUCCCCAGCGACGCCGUGCCCCUCACAGGCGACAUCUACUCGGGCUUGGGCUUCCGCAGCAGCCGGGACAGCGGGCUGCUGUACCACCGCAAGUCUCCGGAUGGGACGUGCGAGGUGGCCCUGCAGGAGGGCCACGUGACACUCCGGCUCCUGAAGACCGAGGUGAAAACACGCGGGGGCUUUGCCGACGGCUCCCCCCAUUAUGUCACUUUCUACAGCAACUCCACAGGGGUCUGGCUCUAUGUGGACGACCAGCUGCAGCAGAUGGAGCCACAUGGGGGGCCCUGGCCGCAGCCCCAGCCCCAGGGCCCCUCUCGGCUCCUCCUGGGAGGCUUGCCCGAUUCCAGCUCCGACUCCAUCGGUAACUUCAGUGGCUGCAUCAGCAACGUUUUCAUGCUGCGGCUCCUGGGGCCGCAGCGCGUGUUUGACCUGCAGCAGAACCUGGGCGGCAUCAACGUGAGCUCGGGCUGCGCCCCGGCCCCUCGGCCCCAGACUGCGGAGCAGGCCCCGCAAGGGCUGCGGGCCAUGGUCUCGCGGAAGGUGGGCCGCGAGCGCAGCGUGUGGCGGAGCCGGGGGCGGGUGGGGAGCGGCCCCCAGGCAUCCCCGCGUGCCCAUCCGGUCCCGCAGGCCUCCCGCCGCAGCAGCCGGCACCCCGCCCAGGACCCUGCCUGCUCACCGCUCCAGUCCCUCAGGACCAGCCGAGACGCCUACCGGUUUGGGGGACCCCUGUCCAGCCACCUGGAGUUUGCAGGCGUCCCGGCGCCCCCUGGGGACUGGUCCCAGCUGUCCAUGCUCGUCCGCCCGCUCGCCCCCCGCGGCCUCCUGCUCCUCGCCGUCCCCCUGACGGCCAGCAGCCCCUCCCUGGCCCUCUUCCUGAGCCAUGGACGCUUCGUCGCUCAGACGGAAGGCCCUGGGCCCCAGCUCCGCGUCCAGAGCCGCCAGCGUGCACGGGCUGGCCGGUGGCAUACGGUGUCUGUGCGCUGGGAGAAGACGCGCAUCCAGCUGGUGACGGACAGAGUUUGGGCCCAGAGCCAGGAGGGGCCGGGCCCGCUGCUCCAGGGGACGGGGGGCCCCCGGCCCUUCACUCUCUUUGUGGGGGGCCUCCCUGCCAGCGGCCGCAGCCCCAAGCUCCCAGCCGCCGGCAGCUCAGGGUUCAACGGUUGUGUGAAGAGACUCAGGUUGGAUGGGCAGCUCCUGGGGGCCCCCACGCGGAUGGUGGGGGUCACGCCCUGCUUCUCGGGCCCUCUGCAGAAGGGCCUCUUCUUCGCAGGCAGCGGGGGCGUCAUCACUCUAGACACUCUGGGGGCCACACUGCCUGACGUGGGCCUGGAGCUGGAGGUGCGGCCCCAGACAGCCACUGGCCUCGUCUUCCACCUGGGCCGGGGCCAGGUGCCCCCCUACCUGCAGCUGCAGGUGUCGAAGAAGCAGGUCCUGCUGCAGGCGGACGACGGUGCAGGCGAGUUCUCUGUGCUGGUGACGCGCCCCAAGGCACUGUGUGACGGGCGGUGGCACCGACUGUCAGUGACCAAAGGCGGGAGCCUGCUCCGGCUGGAGGUGGACCUGCAGAGCAACCACACCCUGGGCCCCGUGCCAGCAGCCUCGGCCAACACCCUGGUGCCUCUGCAUCUGGGCGGCCUGCCUGAACCCACGGAUGCACAGGCCCGGCCCCCAGCCUACGGCGGCUGCAUGCGCAACCUGCGGGUGAACCAGGCCCCGGUCGCCCUGCCUCCCACUGCGGGCGUGCAGGGGGCAGUGGGGGCUGGUGGCUGUCCAGCCACGUAGCACAGCUGCCCCUCUGGGUCCCCAGCCCCAGCCACCACGCGGGGUGGGGGUCUUUAGGACACCCAGAAUUGCAGGGUUCUGCCCCUGGGGUCCCAGCCCCUCUACACACCCUGCCGACAGCACCCCCUCAGCCUGUUCUCUUAGACGAAAUGUGUCUCUCGGCCCCGGGUUCCACGGGUGGGGGGGUCUUAUUUCGGGAGGUGGCUUGAGUUCUGUCUGACUUUCUCAAUGAAAGGGUCAAAUACUGUGA